AUGGGCAAGGCCGGUCGCGUUGAGGUUGAGCAGGCCUUCCCCAACUCUGCGCCGGCGACCAGGUCCAGCCGCUGCCGGUGUGGCGCAGUCGUUGAAAAGGUGGUCAACGGGAAGUGCGUCUCUGUGCUGUUCCUGGCAGUCAGCGGAUUCCUCUCGGCCUUCUUCCUGCUGCUUCAUCUCCGAGCAUCAGGAGACAUCCCUGAUGAUCCUGGCAUACUCGCCGAAAUCGAGGCAGGCUUCAUUUUGUCAGUACCACACUCACAGGUAGCUUCACAAGCUGGAAUGCUCGAAAAAGAGAUAUAUAGCCAAAUAGGUGUCCCCAAUAGUACGGUUUCAGUUUCUAUGCGGCCAUACAUAUAUACAGAUACCACUUAUGUGAAGUUUGGUGUUCUUCCAGACCCAAGAAAUACCUCCAUGAGCACAAAAUCCAUCAAUGCACUGAGAGCAUCUUUGAUAAAACUUACACUACACCAGCUGAAUUUAUCUUUGACACCAUCUGUUUUUGGAGACACAUUUUGCUUGGAGAUUCUAGGGUUCCCAGGAGGGAUUACGGUAUUGUUUCCACGUAAUGCUUCACAUGCUGACUCAAGACAACCUCUCUUCAACAUCACGCUCAACUCAACCAUACAUGAAAUAAGGGGAUUUCUUGAGGAGAUGAAGACUGAGCUUGGAUCCACAUUGGAGCAAACACCAGAUGAGGAAUUAUAUGUCGAGUUAACAAAUAUGAAUGGCUCAACAGUUGCAGCACCAGUUACAGUUCAAGUUUCCAUUUCCUCCAUUGACCACAUCAUUUAUCUAGGAACUUAUAGGCUGAAACAGCUAGCCAAAAUCAUCACAGAAUGGAGUGCAAGGAACCUUGGCCUAAAUACCUCAAUUUUUGGCAAAAUUAUGGAUUUGACGUUGUCUCCACUCCUACAAACCUUCGUUCCACCCUGUGCUCCUAGCUUGUCUCCAACAUCAAUGCCAUCCCUGUUCUGGCCUCCAAUAUCAGAGCACCCAAAAACCUAUCCUUACGGGGAAAUUUCAUGUCCUCCUUUGGUUAAAAUUCAAAAUGAAACCACUCAACAUCGCAGAUUAAUGCAUGUAUCAUCCAAGACUAUUUCUCCACAAUUGUCAACAUGGUUUCAUAGGAAGUACACAUCUGAGGACAAGAAAAACAGUAUUGCAGUGGCAGCAACAACAUUCACUGCACCAGCACCCAAACCAAAAUGA
Miscanthus lutarioriparius is the source of this 1212-nucleotide messenger RNA. NCBI's taxonomy places the organism in Eukaryota, Viridiplantae, Streptophyta, Magnoliopsida, Poales, Poaceae. The record is from the annotation of a GenBank genome assembly.